Molecule: messenger RNA, 923 nt
Organism: Anopheles nili
Lineage: Eukaryota; Metazoa; Arthropoda; Insecta; Diptera; Culicidae
Gene: pck
Exons: 4
Coding region: 1-732 (243 amino acids)
Biological process (GO): regulation of tube size, open tracheal system; septate junction assembly
Cellular component (GO): membrane; septate junction
Source: RefSeq, a predicted model, not a curated record
AUGUCGUCGACGGUGGAAAAGAACGAAUAUCCUAAAGCGUCGAAUGCGCUCGUGAUCGGAGCUGUGCUCUCGUACGUCGCGGCAGUGUUUCUGCUGAUGAGCUUUUGCUCGCCCUACUGGAUCGUGUCGUAUCCGGAAUCAUUCAGCAGCUUCAAAAACAUGGGCUUGUGGGAGUAUUGUUUCCGUGAUUUCACCUACCCGUACUACCAGUUCCCGAAGCAAUUCAACGGCUGCCAUCACAUCUUCAGCGAGGAGUACUACGUCAUCAGAGAGUACCUGCUGCCGGGGUGGCUAAUGGUGGUGCAAGGAUUCAUGACCAUUUCCUUUCUGUUCACAUUCGUUUCACUGUUUAUCAUGGCAUGCGAGAUUGUAAGGUGGCCACUGAAGAUCGUGUUGCGCUACGAAUGGCUGCUAAGCAGCUUUUCUUUCGUCGGCAUAGCCUCGUCAUCACUAUUCAUGUUCUUAGCCGUGGCCAUCUUUGGUGGAAACGCGUACCGGCGCGAUUGGCUCAUGUACCCGAAGUUCAACGUUCUCUCGUGGUCGUACGAGUUAGCCGUAGUAUCGUUCUUGAUUCUUGGGCUGGCUGCACUGCUGCUGUACAAGGAAUCGCGCAAAUCGUACGAGAUGCGCCGUGAGGCCAAGAAUUUGGUUAUGCAGAUGCAGAUGCAAGAACCGGGAUACCACAUGUCGCGUCACACUAGCCGUAGCCUGCACAGCGGUGGGUACAUUUAAGCGAGCAAACCCCCACCCAUAACGAAUUGUAAUCUACCUCUUCGUACAAUGCACAAAACGAGGAGUACUACUCAUUAUCACCAUAUCAGUUUAUACAGCUUCGGCUUAUAAACACGAUCGAAUGGAAUCUCUAACGAAUCCCCUCUAUAUUCUCUACGAAAAAAAAAAAAAAACAAACGAUGGCCGUAUAA